Photinus pyralis (common eastern firefly) is the source of this 5338-nucleotide messenger RNA. Its product is annotated as histone-lysine N-methyltransferase SETD2-like. The transcript has 13 exons. Gene Ontology annotation, cellular component: nucleus; chromosome. Lineage: Eukaryota; Metazoa; Arthropoda; Insecta; Coleoptera; Lampyridae. The coding region runs from base 344 to 5251 and encodes 1635 amino acids. The record is from RefSeq and is a predicted model, not a curated record. Gene Ontology annotation, biological process: regulation of DNA-templated transcription. Gene Ontology annotation, molecular function: histone H3K36 methyltransferase activity; protein binding.
AAGCAAGAUAAGAAAAGUUGUUGAUGGCAGUUGUUUGGGGGGUGGUUUGAUGCUUUGCUUCAUUUUAAGGGGAGCAAAGUGGAAGAAACGUUUCAACUUUCAAUUAAACAUAACAGAUACUACAAUUACAUAACUAGCCAACUAAAUAUUAGGAGAAACUAAAGAGUAAACAACACUGGACCUACCAUCUUCAGCUUGUAUUAGCCCACAUUACACUUUGUUCCCAGUCCAAAGUAAUUUGUAGUACCUGUGUAAAGUGAAUAAUCGGAAGAAAUGUUAUCAGCUGUUCUUUGCAGUGUUUUUAUGUGGUGAAUUAUGGUUUUCUUUUAGGAUUAGUUUGAAGAUGGCACCAAAAAAGAAGAAAAACACAAAUGGUUCAAAAUCUAGCAGAAAAAGUCGUUCAGAUACAAGCACUGAUACACAGAAAACCGAUUUUAUCAACUUUGAAAAGAAGCCAAAUCUCAAAAACUUUGGUAAAUAUCGAUCUCUUUUAGAAAAUCCAGAGGAAGCUCAAAGUAUAGACUGUCCCGAGCACAAUGAAUCAGAAAAUAUCGAUUUUGAAGAACUAAUCUCUGUAAGUUGUAUAAAUUCAUCGGGACUGAAAAUGGAUGAUCAAUUUACUGAUCCGGCCAUACAUAUAACUGAGAUACGAGCUAAAGCGGAUGCCGAUUGCCUAGCGACAGAUAUAUCUUCGCAACUGUCUAACUUGGUAGUAACAGGAGACACCAAGCAUGUUGAUCGAGAUGUUGGUGUAAAAUGUGAGAUGGAUGCGACACAAAUAGAGUUGUCUGAUCAUAUUUUUAAUGAUAAUGCGCAAACAUUCACCGGUGAAUGUGUUCCUGCAGAGAUUAUACCUGUAGCUAGUGAACAAGAAGUCGAAUCCGAAGUUGUUAUCGAAUUCGCACCUUCUACGGGCAUCAAGGAUGAAACUUCUGAGAAUAUGAAGUCUGAGAAAAAACCAAAGAGUAAAAGUCGAAGUUCUAAGAGUUCAAAAUCAUCGAGAAGCAGAAGUACUGCACGAAAAAAGUCCUCUUCAACACCGAAACUCGAGUCCAAACCUAAAAAGGAGGCCAGUAGCAAACCUAGAGCGAAGAAGACGGAUAAGGAGUUAAUGGACGUUUUGAUGAGCUUGGAUAAUUCAAUAAGGCGUUCUAGUAGAAUAAAAUCAAUUUGCGAAAAACAGACGCAAAACAAAAACGAAGGUAAGGGUGGAAAAGGCAGCACCGAUUCAGACCUUUCCGAAAACGGUCAAGCCGAUGAUAAUAUACCGACGGAUGGCUCUAAUCCUCCGAAUCCAGUUGUGGAAAGUGAAGCGGAAGUUAAACCUGUGAAGGUGAAGUCACGUUGGCGGCGUUCCAGCGAAUUAGAAAUGGAGGUGGAGGCUGAUAAGGUUUUAAGUAGCGCUGAAGAAAUUAAAGGUAGAUUAAAGCAAUUCAUACAUCUGAAAGAGAAUCAGUAUCUGACCGGAAGGGUCACUUGUAAAGAAGCUAGAAAGAUGGUUUGCGAUUGCAUGUUGACAAAUGAAGAAAUUGAAAAGGGUGAAGUUGGCUGUGGGGAAGAUUGUCUCAAUCGCUUGCUGUUAAUUGAAUGUGGAACGUUGUGCCCUGUGGGAGAUAAAUGCACAAACAAAAGAUUUCAAAAAUCCGCUUUCUCGCCGUGUGAAGUCUUUAGGACAGACAAAAAGGGACUGGGUAUAAGAGCUACUGCGGCGAUACCCUUUGGGGAAUUUAUCCUUGAGUAUGUUGGCGAGGUGAUUGGCCCAGAUGAAUUUGAAGAUCGCGCCACCGAAUACUCCAAAGAUAAAAAUCCGCACUACUAUUUUAUGUCGCUUAGAUCUGAUGCGGUAAUUGACGCCACUCAAAAAGGUAACAUCUCACGGUUCAUCAACCACUCCUGCGAUCCUAACGCUGAAACACAAAAGUGGACUGUUAAUGGAGAGUUGCGUAUAGGCUUCUUCAGUAAGAGAACUAUAAUCGCCGGUGAAGAGAUUACAUUUGACUAUCAAUUUCAACGAUAUGGAAAAGAAGCGCAAAAGUGUUUUUGCGAGUCAAGCUUGUGCAGAGGUUGGCUUGGCGAAGAGCCUGAUGAUGAUGACGAUGAUGACGAGGAAGAAGAAGAGGAGGAAGAGGAAGAUGAGGAAGAAGUAGAGAAGGUGGUGAGGGAAGUUGUCCCAGAGGUGACAAAAGCUGAAGAAGAACAACCACCUUUACCUCCCGAACCGCCUGUCAUUGUUCCUGCUACUGAACCAGUUGUUGAGCUCCCGCCACCUGUGACGCCAACACUGGUACCGGAGCCAAUCAUCAAGGUGGAAACUCCAGAGCCAAUCCCUAGUAAAACCCCUCCGGUUGUUACUCCAGCCGAGAUUCAACUGCCAGUAAAGGUUCAGACGCCAGCAAGGAAAGAAAAGAAAAAAAUCAUUAAAAGAAAGAUACUGAAAGAUUUAUUCGAGGAUGUGGAUGUUGACGAAGAGUUAGAACUGCUGGUUUCGACAGGGUUAAAAAAUCGUGCGCAAACCGUCAAACUUUGUCGCUUAAUGGUUCGCGCAACCGAAGUUUCACAAAGAACUACAUUACUAAGAGUAUUGAGACGGGGUGAAUUUCCAUGUCGAAGGUUGUUUUUGGACUAUCACGGUUUACAGCUGAUUUAUGGAUGGAUGAGUGAUGCACAACAAUUGUGUUCAACCAAUGAAAAACAAGAGGCUUUAAGGCUGGGCAUCCUGCAAACAUUAGCUACGCUUCCAAUUCCCGACAAAACAAUGCUCCAAGACAGUAAGGUUCUACCUACUGUCGAAUUAUGGUCAAAAAAAUUAGUCAAUAUACCCAAAGAAUUCGAUUCCGAAAGUAAUUCACCCAUGUUAGACAAUGAGGCAGCUCCAAUAUGUGAGCCAAAAGCUGAGAUCACUAUUCAGAGUGAUCCCACAGAAACAUGGAAAAAUGAUGAGGUGAUAAAAGAAGAAGACAAGUUAGAAGAGGAUGAGAAGAUGGUGUUCAAAAGACCUGUAGACAUGUAUGAGAUAAGGAGAUCCGUAGGUAUGGAUAUAGAAAAUAUACGUUCCGAAAACCUUUGGAGAGUAGAAGAAGAUAAUGUAAAGUUGGUUCAAGAAAUAAUUGAUAUGUUCGAAGAAGAUAUGGAUAUUUCCACAAUGGUUUUUAAUUCCGAAACAAAGGUGGCUGAAGUGCAAAAAGAUCGUCCUAAGGAAGAUGAAAGAGACUAUGAGGGGGAGAUAAUUUCACUUGCUUUAGAACUACUAAAAACGUGGUCUGUUCUUAAAGAAGUUUUUAGAAUACCAAAGAAAGAACGAGUUGAAAAAAUGAAAGAACAUGAAAGAGAAGCUGAUAAAGGCUACAAAGGGGACUCCGAGCAUCAUUCUGAAAGGGAAAGGGAGAGAGAAAAAGAAAAGGAAAGGCACAGGCGCCAGAAGUUCAGGGAACAAAAGAGGAAAAGCAGAAAGAGUCAAAAACACGAAGAUUCGUAUCAUGGUAUGCAUAGUAGGAUUAAUAAACACGAAAGACGAAAGUUAUUUGCUAUGCAAGUUGAACAAGAAGAAGAGCGGAGAUAUAAACGAGAGAUAUGGAGGCAACAUGAUAUCCCAUACAUGUCUGUAGGCAACGAUUCAAUGUACUCUUCGCAAUAUGAACCUUCCAGAAACUUUCAAAUGAUAUGGAACCAACAAAACGGACAGUGGCAGAACUAUCCCGUACAUUUAAAUGCCAAUCCUAUUAUAACCUCAAACCUUACACCCGGAUUUAACAUUGGCUUAAAUUAUUCUUAUUCAAUGCCUGGGACAGUCCCAAAUAUCUCAGUGUCCCUCCCCAAUUUACCAAUGCCAUCAGUCACAAUGUCGAAUCCUAUGAUAAAUCCGCAAAUCACCAGCAUUCCCCCACCAAUGCCAGCUAUCUCCAACAUGUCCGUGCCGCCCCCUAACAUCUCGCACAUGCAACAAAACAUCCAUCGUCCAUUAAUUCCUCAUACAAUGCCAGCCAUACCGAAUGUCCCCACUCUCAAUAUACCUACAAACAUACCGCCACCGUCUCUUCCUCGAAUAAUUCCUCAAGCGACGAGCAUUUCUCUUCCAGAAAAUAUAACUUUGCAAACAAACAUUCCUCCACCGACGAAUGUUACUCCCAUAUCAAAUUUACAAUCGCAAAGCCUGUCGAUGCAGCCAACCAAUAUUCCGCCACCUAAUAUUUCACAGCACGUUUUUAAUUCGGAAAAACAGCCAGAAAAAGAGAUACAGGUAAAAUUUGCGGGACCUAUUCCCCCACCAGCUAAAUUACCACCCAAAUGGAAAUGCGCGAAAGAUAAAUAUGGUCGUCCCUACUAUUAUCACAUAAAAAUACGCAUAUCCCAGUGGGAACCACCAGAAAUUCCUCCACAUCUUGAACUGGAUGAGGAAUCUACAGAAUCGUCAUCCAGUUCAGAAACUAGCAGUCUAAGCUCGGAUUCAUCAUCGGAGGAUAGUGACGAAGACGAUUUAGAAGAGUCAAAAUUAGCGGCGAGUGUGCGUAAAAAACAUUCACUCUUGGAUUCACUCGAUAAAUGCAGUCCACAAAUUGAAUUAAGCCCGAACGACUCUUGCACUAUUACGAAUGAAGAGGAGGAGAUGCUUGAUACGAGCGUGACUUCCCUCGACGAAAGACUGCAAGAGGAGUUUAACGUGUUGAAACGUGAAUGCUCAACAAACCGAGAAUCGGCGUCCAAACGAAAACGGUUAGGUUUGGUAACCGAAGUGCAUAUAAUAAGCCCGCGCACCGAAGAGGAUAAGGUAUUGGCGAAAGAGAAUUUGAGAAAAUAUAAGGAAAAUAAAGAGAGAUUGAAACGGCAAAAAGAGACGUCGGCAGAACAAACUAAAAAGCGGGUAAAAGUUACAAUUAAGACGCCUAAAUCGUCACGUAAACACAAAACGUUGACAAAAAUCCAAUUAAAAGAAGCUAUGGAUUUAAAUUCUGAAUCUGCUAGGAAAAUUAAAGAAUCAUUUACAUCAAUUAUGGCCGGUGUCAUGGUCGGAAUAUUAAAUCCCUAUAGGAAGGCUGACUGUAAGGAGGGAAAAAUCACGAAUACAGAAGAUUUCAAACAUCUUGCUAGAAAGCUAACUCAUUUCGUAAUGAUAAAGGAAUUAAAGCACUGCCAGAAUUUAGAAGACUUAACGUGUACAGAAAGUGUGAAAUCAAAAGCAAAAGAAUUUGUAAGGAAAUAUAUGUCGAAGUUUGGAGAAUUGUAUGUAAGACCGCCAGAUGAUCUGGACUAUUAGUUAAGUGAUGUUCAAUUUGUGUCUGUGAUAGAACCUUGUAAUUGUUAACUUAUUUUACAAUUUUUGUAUAUUAUAAUUUGAAAACGA